GAUAUCUGCAUUGCAUCAGCAUCAGAAGAGGAGCAUCGAGAACAUAUACGCGUCGUGUUCGAACGUCUCCAGCAAAAUGGACUUGUACUCAACCUAUCCAAGUGCAAAUUCGGUCUUGCUGAGGUGGAUUUUCUGGGUUACCGUGUUUGUAGUGAUGGAAUCAAACCUGAUCCCGAGCGUGUUCGUGCAGUAGAAGAGUACAAAUUACCGGACACCGUCAAGGAGCUACGACGAUUCUUGGCCUUGGUAAACGGAUACAAACGUUUCAUACCUCGAGCAGCAGAAACGCAAAAACAUCUGCAGGAUCUAAUCCCCGGAAAUCGAAAAAAUGACAAACGCAAGCUGAAUUGGACACCAGCAGCGGAAAAAUCAUUCAACCAAUGUAAAACCAACCUCGCAAACGCAGCUUUAUUACAGUAUCCGGACGCUUCUAAGACGUUGGGAUUAAUGAUCGAUGCAUCUGACGUUGCAGCAGGGGCAGUGUUACAGCAGCUUGUGAGUGGAGCCUGGAGGCCAAUUGGAUUUUUUUCGAUAAAAUUUUCGCCUUCACAGAGAAAAUAUUCGGUUUUCGGACGUGAGCUUACCGCUAUGAAGUUAGCCGUCAAGUAUUUUCGGCAUCUGGUUGAGGGUAGGAACUUCGUCAUCUACACCGAUCAUCGACCUUUAACGUACGCCUUGAACUCUUCAUCAAACCAUUUGCCACACGAACAACGUUACCUGGAGUACAUAUCAAGUUUCACCAAAGACAUUCGUCACAUAAGUGGCAAAAACAACUUUGCAGCAGACGCGCUUUCCAGGGUAAGUGUAGUUACUAUGCCAUUGGGAAUAAAUUUUGCAGCAAUAGCAGAAUCGCAAAAUGACGACGAGGAGUUGAAGCAGCUCUUAAAUGCUAAGAAAACAUCGUUGAUUCUCGAAUUGAAGCAAAUCGAAAGCUUCGACCAGCCCGUCUACUGCGACGUAAGAAACAAUCGAAUGAGGCCAUUCGUAUCCAAGCAACAUAGGGAGCAUGUUUUGAAAAUUAUACACGGUCUAUCACAUCCAGGAGUUCGCGUCGCUUCAAACAUGUACAUAUCGAUCUGGUCGGCCCAUUGCCAACAUCUGGCGGAAACAAAUACUUGUUAACGAUGAUCGACCGGUACAGCCGAUGGCCAGAAGCUGUACCAUUACCGGAUAUGCUCGCCGAAACAGUAGCAAAGGCAUUUUGCAAUGUGUGGGUAUCCCGAUUUGGUGUACCAGAGAUUAUAUCCACCGACCAAGGGCGACAGUUCGAAUCGGAGCUGUUUUUGGAAAUGACUCGAGUUUUUGGAACACAUCGCGUACGAACGACUGCUUACCACCCCCAAGCCAACGGAUUGGUAGAAAGAUUCCAUCGGACCCUUAAGGCAGCCAUCAUGUGUGUGGACGCUAAACACUGGUGUGAUAAAUUGCCAUUAAUUUUACUGGGUCUGCGAUCAGCCGUACGAGAGGAUAUCAACUGUUCAGUCGCAGAGAUGAUUUACGGACAGCCAAUUCGAAUACCGGGAGAAUUCUACGACACCGCUUCCAAGGACAUAGAUCGCACCGAGUUUGUUAAAACGUUGCGGCAGUUGAUUCAGCAAGUUGGACCGAUCGGAAAUAGAAACCAUGCUAAACAACACGUGUUCAUACCCAAUGAUUUGAAAACCUGUAAGCAUGUUUUUGUACGAGUCGAUACCGUCAGGCGCGCAUUGCAGCACCCAUAUGAUGGUCCAUUCGAAGUCAUCGAGCGGAGUGAUAAAUCCGUGCUAGUUUUCAUGAAGGGAAAGAAACAGAGGAUCUCGUUGGAUCGUGUUAAGCCUGCAUACAUCUACAACUCGGAAAUGGAGAACGAUUAUGACGAUAACAGGAAAAUCAAAGUUACCCCAGCAGGUCACAGGGUCCGUUUCAUGGUGUAACUGGAGGGGGACUAUGUGGCAACACUGCCUCUUGAAGAGAAAGACCAAAGUAGAGAAGAAAGUCAGUUAGUGCGUGACAGUUAAAGAUAACGGACGUAUACGUUUUCUGAAUAAAAAGUAUUCUUUC
Messenger RNA from Armigeres subalbatus, 2040 nucleotides. RefSeq lists its product as uncharacterized. The transcript has 2 exons. Bases 1125 to 1913 code for a protein of 262 amino acids. Gene Ontology annotation, biological process: DNA integration. The record is from RefSeq and is a predicted model, not a curated record. Gene Ontology annotation, molecular function: nucleic acid binding. NCBI's taxonomy places the organism in Eukaryota, Metazoa, Arthropoda, Insecta, Diptera, Culicidae.